This is a messenger RNA of Silurus meridionalis, 3948 nucleotides long. RefSeq names its product nardilysin a (N-arginine dibasic convertase) (gene nrd1a). The record is from RefSeq and is a predicted model, not a curated record. Gene Ontology annotation, molecular function: metalloendopeptidase activity; metal ion binding. NCBI's taxonomy places the organism in Eukaryota, Metazoa, Chordata, Actinopteri, Siluriformes, Siluridae. Gene Ontology annotation, biological process: proteolysis.
UGUGUGUGUGUGUGUGUGUGUGUGUGUGUGUGUGUGUGUGUGUGUAAGACUGUAAUAAAACAUUGUGCUCGUGACAUGUAAAUAGUGUGACAUGCUCAGGAGAAUCCUGACGCGCACGUGCUGGAGCAGACUUCCGCUCGCGCGCACCGCUCAGUACACACUUGGCGGUGGUGAGAUGCACAGUAAGUCGAAGCAGAGUGUGUCGGUUCAGAGCGCUGCUCCGGACCGAGCAGAACCAAACCCCAGCCUGGUACAGCCGGAGAACCGAGGGGACGAUGACAUCAUCAAAUCACCCAGUGACCCCAAACAGUACAGGUAUAUUGAGUUAAAUAAUGGCCUUCGUGCUUUGCUGAUCUCAGACUUCAGCAGCUCUGAAAGGAAAUCAGAUGAGGAUGAGGAUGAUGACGAGGAGGAAGAAGAGGAGAUAGAGGAGGAAGAAGAGGAGGAAGAUGAGGAAGAAGAGGAGGAUGGUUCAGGAGAGGGAACAGGUGAUGAGUCAGAGGAAAAUGAUGAUGAUGAGCAGGACAGUGAGGAUGAGGAGAGGGAGGUGAAGAAGAAGAAUUCAGUGAAACAGUCAGCAGCAGCCCUGUGUAUCAGUGUGGGGAGUUUCAGUGACCCUGAUGACCUGCCUGGACUUGCACAUUUUCUGGAACACAUGGUGUUUAUGGGCAGUGAGAAAUACCCGUGUGAGAACGGAUUUGAUGCGUUCCUGAAGAAACAUGGCGGCAGUGAUAACGCCUCCACCGACUGUGAGAGGACCGUGUUCCAGUUCGACGUGCAGAGGAAGAGAUUUCGAGAAGCACUCGAUAGGUGGGCUCAGUUCUUCAUCUGCCCCCUGAUGAUCAGAGAUGCUAUUGAGAGGGAAGUGGAGGCAGUGGACAGCGAGUUCCAGUUAGCGAAGCCCUCGGACUCGCACCGUAAGGAGAUGCUGUUCGGCAGUCUGGCUAGGCCUCAUCACCCCAUGGCCAAGUUCCUCUGGGGGAACACACAGACGCUGAAGACAGAGCCGAAGAAAAACAAGAUAAACGUGUACAAGCGUCUGAGAAAGUUUUGGAAGAGGCACUACUCCGCUCACUACAUGACGCUAGCCGUGCAGUCUAAAGAGACGCUGGACACACUGGAGCAGUGGGUCAGAGAGAUCUUCAGCAGUGUCCCUAACAAUGGUUUACCCCACCCUGAAUUCUCACACCUGCUGGAGCCCUUCAACACUCCGGCCUUUAACAAACUCUACAGAGUGGUACCUGUGAGAAAAGAGCACUCCCUCACUAUCAGCUGGGCGUUACCUCCCCAGGAGAAACACUACAGGGUGAAGCCGUUACACUAUCUCUCCUGGCUUAUCGGUCAUGAGGGAGUUGGCAGCAUCCUGUCUCUGCUCCGGAAAAAGUGCUGGGCCUUGGCUCUGUAUGGUGGUAACAGUGAGACAGGGUUUGAUCAGAACUCCACCUACUCCAUCUUCAGCAUUAACAUCACACUCACUGACCAGGGGUUCCAGAACUUCUACCAGGUGGCUGAUCUGGUGUUUCAGUACGUGAAGAUGCUGCAGCGUCUCGGUCCUCAGUGCAGAAUUUAUGAGGAAAUCCAGAGAAUCGAAGCUAACGAGUUCCGCUACCAGGAACAGACAGAUCCCAUCGAGUACGUGGAGGAUGUGUGUGAAAAUAUGCAUCUGUUUGCUAAAGAGGAUUUCCUGACAGGAGAUCAGCUGCUGUUCCAGUUCGAUCCUGAGGUGAUCGGCUCCGUCCUAAAUCUCCUCACUCCAGAUAGAGUGAACUUACUGCUGUUGUCUCCGGAACACGAGGGUCUCUGUCCUCUACAGGAGAAGUGGUUCGGCACUCAGUACAGCGUCGAGGAUAUCCAGCAGCAGUGGAGCGAUCGCUGGGCCUCAGACUUCGAACUGAACUCAGACUUUCAUCUUCCUGCUGAAAACCAGUUCAUUGCGACGGAUUUUACCCUCAGCCCCCUGGACUCUGAUGACUCAGAGUUUCCGGUUAAAGUCAGUGACUCUGAUCGAGGGUGUGUGUGGUACAGGAAAGACAACAAAUUCAAAAUCCCUAAAGCCUAUGUGUGGUUUCAUCUCAUCUCCCCCCUGAUUCAGGAGUCCCCUAAGAAUCUGGUUCUGUUUGACGUGUUUGUGAACGUGUUGUUGUAUAACGUGUCUGAGCCGGCGUAUGAGGCAGACGUGGCUCAGCUCGAGUACAAACUCACAGCAGAGGAACACGGACUCGUCAUCAAGGUCAGGUUCAACCAUAAACUACGGCUGCUCUUUGACCUGAUUGUGGAACAUCUGGCGGAUUUCUCAGCACCGCAGGACGUCUUCCUCAUGUUCACAGAGCAGCUGAAGAAAUCGUACUUUAACAUUCUGAUAAAGCCGGAGAAACUCUCCAAGGACGUGCGGUUGUUGAUCCUGGAGGCGGAGCGGUGGUCAGUGGUGCAGAAGCUCCAGGCCGUGGUGGAGGGGAUCACUGUGGACGAGCUGAUGGAGUUUGUGUGCAGAUUUAAGGAGGAGCUUUAUGCUGAGGGACUGGUGCAGGGGAACCUCACUCGCACGGAGGCUGUGGACUUUCUGAACCACCUCACACAUAAACUACAGUACAGGAAGUUGUCAGCAGAAGUUCCUGUUCAGUUCAUGGUGGUGGAGCUGCCGCAGACACGCAGUGUGUGUAAAGUGAAAUCUCUUAAUAAAGCAGAUGCCAAUUCUGAAGUCACUGUUUAUUAUCAGUCUGGAGCCAAGAACCUGCGAGAACACACACUGAUGGAGCUGCUGGUGAUGCACAUGGAGGAGCCGUGCUUUGAUUUCCUCAGGACUAAAGAGACUCUGGGGUAUCAUGUCUACCCUACCUGCAGAAACACCUCCAGCAUCCUCGGCUUCUCCGUCACCGUGGAGACGCAGGCCACAAAGUUCAGUACGGAGCAUGUGGAGAUGAAGAUAGAGGAGUUUCUGCAGGGUUUUGGCGAGACGCUGGCGGCGCUGACUGAUGAUGCGUUCAGAAGUCAUGUGACUGCUCUGGUGAAGCUGAAGCAGUGUGAGGACACACACCUGGGGGAGGAGGUGGAGCGACACUGGAACGAAGUCAUCACCCAACAGUACGUCUACAACCGACUCCAACUUGAGAUCGAGGCUCUGAAGAUGAUCAGUAAGGCUGAGAUGAUCGCCUGGUUCCUGCAGCACAGAUCUCAGUUCAGCAGGAGGCUCAGUGUUCAUGUGGUGGGGUUCGGGGAGCAGGAGAACGACUCCCCGUCUGAGGAGAAACAGGAGACGUCUCAGUAUGGUGAAGUUUCCAAACUGGUGUUCCUCUCUCCAUCACACACACUCCCCUCUGACAUCAUCAUCGCUGACAUCAGAGCUUUCACACACACUCUCCCACUGUACCCGUACCACAAAGUCCUGCAAUGACCACACACACCCACACACACACACACACACACACACUGUACCCAUACCACAAAGUCCUGCAAUGACACACACACACACACACUGUACCCAUACCACAAAGUCCUGCAAUGACCAAACACACACACACACACACACACACACUGUACCCAUACCACAAAGUCCUGCAAUGACCACACACACACACACACACACACACACACACACACACUGUACCCAUACCACAAAGUCCUGCAAUGACCAAACACACACACACACACACACACACACACACUGUACCCAUACCACAAAGUCCUGCAAUGACCAAACACACACACACACACACACACACACACUGUACCCAUACCACAAAGUCCUGCAAUGACACACACACACACACACACACACACACACACACACUGUACCCAUACCACAAAGUCCUGCAAUGACCACACACACACACACACACACACACACACACACACUGUACCCAUACCACAAAGUCCUGCAAUGACCAAACACACACACACACACACACACACACUGUACCCAUACCACAAAGUCCUGCAAUGACCACACAC